Molecule: messenger RNA, 7367 nt
Organism: Engraulis encrasicolus (European anchovy)
Lineage: Eukaryota; Metazoa; Chordata; Actinopteri; Clupeiformes; Engraulidae
Gene: galnt1
Product: UDP-N-acetyl-alpha-D-galactosamine:polypeptide N-acetylgalactosaminyltransferase 1
Exons: 13
Coding region: 837-2510 (557 amino acids)
Biological process (GO): protein O-linked glycosylation
Cellular component (GO): Golgi apparatus
Molecular function (GO): polypeptide N-acetylgalactosaminyltransferase activity
Source: RefSeq, a predicted model, not a curated record
AUCAGUAUUGUAAUAUCUUAUUUUUCCGGAUUAAUUAUUUGCUUCCGGGUUGCAGCUGCAAUGGGCGGAGCGGGAGCCUCGGCUUCAACUGCCUGCCCGUCGUCACAGUUAUCAGCGCGAACGGCAGCGGUAGGUAGCGCAAGAGCCAACCCUGGAGCCAAGUGAACCUCACGCGGCCUCGCUGCCCCCAAUCCUCCGCCGAUUUACAGCAAAAAAAUAUAGCACAACAAGGGGGACCGCUCGUGCGCCAUAAGUUGGAGACGCCAUACACCGGACAAGCGAACAUGUUUGAAUGUUUCAAACGACACGCAUAAUGGAAUAUUUCGGACUGCAUGGGAUUAUUUUUUUCGGUACGGUACGUUAAAGUGAAGUGAAGACCUGCCUCUCAGCAGACCUGGAUCCUCAAAAGGGUUGGCAACAAUUUACACCAGUCAGUUGUAGCAGAAAGGCUCAAGUGGUUAGCUGUAUGAGCGAUUGCAGAUAUCUGGUUCCUUCUCCAUUUCAUUUUACGCCGGAAGACCUGGAAAUAACGGUUCACUUCACCAUUUACGCGUUAUCUCAAUGAACUGAUUAUUCCAUUGAUCUGGUUGCUCCUCGUUCCUCUUGAUUGGCAUAGGAGACAAGAGGUUGCUUACGGACGGAAUGCGCCCCUCACCGAAGUAGCUGAGCCGUGCGCAAGAACGACCGAAUUCGUGUCAUCUUCCGAAAGGAAGGAUGUCGAAGUGAAGCUGCACAGGUGGGAUUGCUCAAGCUCCUCCCUCCUGUCCACUGGAACUCCUCCCUGAUUGGACGGGAGACCAGUUUUGCCCCGCCCACUCCGCACACACCUGAGCACGAUGAGGAGGUUUGCCUACUGUAAGGUGGUGUUGGCCACCUCGCUGGUCUGGGUCAUGCUGGACAUGUUCAUCCUGCUCUACUUCAGCGAGUGCAACAAGUGCGACGACAAGAAGGACAGAGGACUACCUGGGAGAGACUCGGUGGUCCAGCGGUCUCACGAUGGGCCGGGGGAGAUGGGCAAGGCGGUGGUGAUCCCCAAGGAGCAGCAGGAGAAGAUGAAGGAGAUGUUCAAGAUCAACCAGUUCAACCUCAUGGCCAGCGAACUCAUCGCCCUCAACCGCUCGCUUCCAGAUGUGCGGCUCGAGGGGUGUAAGAAUAAGCUGUAUCAAGACGAUCUUCCUCGCACCAGCGUGGUGAUCGUGUUCCACAACGAGGCCUGGACCACCCUGCUGCGCACCGUGCACUCUGUCAUCCAGCGCUCGCCGCGCAAACUACUGGAGGAGAUCAUCCUAGUGGACGACGCCAGCGAGAGAGAGUUCCUGAAGCGUCCGCUGGAGCAGUAUGUGCGUAAGCUGGAGGUCCCGGUGCGCGUGGUGCGCAUGGAACAGCGUUCGGGCCUGAUCCGGGCCAGGCUGCGCGGGGCGGCGCUAUCCACCGGCCAGGUCAUCACCUUCCUGGACGCCCACUGCGAGUGCACCAUGGGCUGGCUGGAGCCCCUGCUGGCACGCAUCAAGGCAGACAGGAGGACAGUGGUGUGUCCCAUCAUUGACGUGAUCAGUGACGACACAUUUGAGUACAUGGCCGGCUCGGACAUGACGUACGGCGGCUUCAACUGGAAGCUGAACUUCCGCUGGUACCCCGUGCCACAGAGGGAGAUGGACCGCCGGAAAGGGGACCGCACACUCCCCGUCAGGACUCCCACCAUGGCCGGGGGUCUGUUUUCCAUAGACAGAGAUUACUUCCAGGAGAUCGGCACCUACGACGCAGGCAUGGACAUCUGGGGAGGAGAGAACCUGGAGAUCUCCUUCAGGAUCUGGCAGUGUGGCGGUACGUUGGAGAUCGUGACGUGUUCCCACGUGGGCCAUGUGUUCCGCAAGGCCACCCCCUACACCUUCCCCGGGGGCACCGGCCAGAUCAUCAACAAGAACAACCGCCGCCUGGCCGAGGUCUGGAUGGACGAGUUCAAGAACUUCUUCUACAUCAUCUCUCCCGGAGUGACCAAGGUGGACUAUGGGGACAUCUCGGCGCGUUCCUCCCUGAGGCAGAAGCUGCAGUGUAAGCCCUUCAGUUGGUACCUGGAGCACAUCUACCCAGACUCCCAGAUCCCACGACACUACUACUCACUAGGAGAGAUUCGCAAUGUGGAAACAAAUCAGUGUUUGGAUAACAUGGCACGAAAGGAGAACGAGAAAGUUGGAAUAUUCAAUUGUCAUGGCAUGGGGGGAAACCAGGUGUUCUCGUACACGGCGAGUAAGGAGCUGCGUACCGAUGACCUGUGCCUGGACGUCUCCAAGCUCAACGGCCCCGUCAUGAUGCUCAAGUGCCACCACCUCAAAGGCAACCAGCUGUGGGAGUACGACACGCUGCGUUUGACCCUGGUGCAUGUGAACAGCAACCAGUGUUUGGACAAGGCUACGGAGGAGGAUAACCAGGUGCCCAGCGUGAGGGACUGCACUGGGAGCCGAUCCCAACAAUGGCUGCUCCGCAACGUCACUCUCCCCGAGAUCUUCUGAGCGCCUGAAAACAUCAUGCGCACACAUACUGGCCGCGUGCAUGUCUGGGCGCGCGCACACACGCACACACACACACACACACACACACACACACACACACACACACACACACACACACACACACACACACACACACACACACACACACACACACACAGCUCAAACACAUACGCACAGCUCAAACACACACAUACAGUUCACGCACAAACACACACCCUACACCAGGAGAUGGGAGAGACGAACGGAGGAGAGAAAGAGACGGAGAAAAAAGAAUAGAGAGAGAGAGAGAGCUGGAGAGAUCUUACGUGAAAUGUCUUGAACUUCUUUUUUUUUCUUUUUUUCUUUCCUUCUCCCCCCUCCAUACCCCCACCUCUGGUGAUGGAAAGAACAAGAACACCCUGCACCAAGUCCAUUAAUUUCACCAGGUCGACGGAGAAAGAGAAAGAGACUAAGAUGGAGAGAUUGAGAGAGAUAGACUCUGUCAUUCUGGACGUGGCAAAAAGAGAAAGAGAGACACAUCCGUUUGGUGCACUCGCUCAUCUUACUCUGUUGAUUUGAGGAGCAUAUCAGUUUUUAUGUUUACGAGACAGCCUUCCUUUCUUUGAGUGUGAAUGAGUAGAGUGUGUGUGUGUGUGAAUGUGGGAGUGAGUGAAGUGUUUGGGGGUGUGUGUGUAUGAGAGAGAGAGAGAGAUAGGGUGGGGUGUAAGAUAAAGAAAGGGAUGUAAAGAGAGAAAUAGAAUCUCUUCCUUUUGGUAUUUUUUAUUUAAACCCUUUUAACAUGUUAGAGGGAGAUAAGCGAGCAGAAAUCAUGUGAAUGGCUGUGUAUGUGCUUCUAUGCGUUUGGUUGUGUGCGUGUGUGUGUGUGUAUGUGUGUGAGUGAUUUCUGGGAACAUGAGAAGGUCAAGAGAUGGGACAAGCAGGGUUCUGUGGACCCCUCAGAGACUGGAAAUGGGGAGUGGAUGAUGUCCCGCCUCCACAGAGGACAAGUGGCUCUCUCAUUGGCUGGCCUCGCCUGUCAAUCAAGGAGGUGGGGGCUGCCCCUGCCCAGCCUGAGGAACUGAAAGCGCUGAUCAUCAAGUCAAUAUUAAUCAAUCAGAUGACAUCACUGGUCGUUAUGACAGCAAGUUGACACUCUUCUGGCCGGGUCUGAAAACCAUGAACACAGACACUGGCUGGAAUAUCUCCCGUGUUCGAGUGAGCUUUCAUUGGAUUUGUUUUUUUUUACUUACAGCAUCAAGUUCGUUUCAUUUCAAAUUACUGGGAUCAUGAUGAUGCUAUCAGUGCCACGCAAGUGCUCAUAGCUUUUUUUUGUUUCAAGUUUUACAGAUAGGAUUUUAUGUUUUGUUUGUUCGUUUUGUUUUUGUAUCGAUUUGUGGCCUGUGUCUUUGCCGAUGUGCGUAGCAAGAUUAAAUGUACCAUCACAGACAGGCAUACACACAGACCCACGCACAUACACACAUCCAGAGAGAGAUAUCUGUGUCUUCCAGUCAACCUUAGCACUACCCCUCAUGGUGAAGUUAGCCCAUGACCAUAUCAUUUACUAUCCUCAUUCUAGAAAACAAAAUGUCUGCAUGUCAUCUCUCUGCAUGUGUGUCCAUGUGUGUGCUUUACAAAAAAGGAUGUUUGUGUGUUUCUGUGGUGCGUGUGUUUGCGUGUGUGCGUGUGCGUGUGUGUUGUUCGUGUUGAGGCACACAUCGUGGACCGAUCAGUCUAAAAGGAGAGUCAAACUCUUCCUUUUUAUUGAUAUUUCAUUUCACUUUACUGGGUUGUCAUGUUUUGUUUGUUUACAUGUAUGUAUGGAUUUGUAUGUGAAUGUGUGUGACUGGCUCUCGUGGGAGCAUAUCUUAGAAACAUGUGGCUCUUGCAGCAUGUUCUGUGCUGUGCUGAUCUGCAUGGCAAAUGGGCCUUUGUCAUGAGAUAUCAGUCACCUUCCAACAUUUCGAAGCAUUUGAAGCAGGUGUGCGUUACACCCGGUGGCAUAGACAUGUAACAUUUGAUGCCGCUGUUUUCUGUCUGAAAGCUGUAGUCAUACACCUGCUUCAAAAUGGAACGUGCCUGAUGUCACAGUGAAAAGGGUGAGUAGUGAGUGAGGGUCUGGUCAGUCAACGAGUGGAUGAAAUAGACCUGUAGGUUGAUGUCUGUCUGAUGUCUUAUCUCCCAGGGCUGGGCAAUAUGGACCAAAACUGAUUAUCCCGUCUAUUUGGGUCUAUUGGUGAUAUUUCAUAUGAAACGACAAAGUCUUAUGUUUUCAAUCAUCCACGAGUAGGAACACACAACCUGCUUUAUUUUGAGUUACCUCUGCCUAGAAGUUUUUGCUUGUACCUGGCGUUGGUCUGUUGGAUCAUUUCAAACAGCCCAGCUCAAAAGGUUGUUGGUGGAUUUUGAUGGGCAUUGGAAGAGGCAUGCACUUUGUGUGUGCCCUUCUUGCUAAGACUGCUCCGUUAAGAAGUUGCACAAGUGAUGAUGGAAACAAUUCAAUGCAGUUAUAGAAAUCCAAGACAUUUGGAAAGUCUUAACACAGACAAAGUGACUUUGCAGUAAUGUCUGACGUAUAUCUCAUCGUCUCAUCAUUGUGAUAUCAAUAUACUGCCCAGCCCUUCUGAACCCUUCCUUUCCUUGCCACUGAAUGAAAAACGGAUUAGCAUAUGAAUUAAGCUUCUUACUUUUCACUUAUUCAUUUUGAUCCUCUUUUUCUUUGCCUUCUUAUUCUGAAAGCCAAUUUAUCGUCCAGGUGGCACGUUGCUCCACAGAACGUGAAAGAAACACAUUUUCCAAGCGCAACAGUGUUGCCAAGCUUGUUUACAAUAUAUUCCCUCAAAUCAUAACACUGGAAAUUGUAGCUUGUUUUGAUUGGAUAGCAACUUAACAUUUGUUGUAGUAUUACUAUUAUCACGGUCUACAUGCACUUGACCGUUUUGUGUUGAUUCUCUUACGAGACAACUUAAUUUUUUGUGUGGAGUGCUACUCACUUGGACUUUAAAUUGUGCUUUCAGGAUGUCGUCCUGCUCUUCCUAUCACCUGUGUGCCACCUUGAAGACUAAAGCCUCUCAUUCCACUGCCGUGCACAGCUUUAAUUCGAUCAGCACGCUCCCUGAACCCAGACUGUUCAUAGUCCUUUCCAAAGUCUGAUCGAUAGAACAGGGGCUGGCUGCAAAGAAUGGCUGGCUAUUCAUAUUUUUGAAAACCCUGAUGGUACUCGCUGUUCACCUUUUUUAAUAUUGAAAAGUGUGUUCUCUUUAAAACAUAUCGUUACUGCUCAUCCUUUACUCCCAUUGGCUGCUAAUUCGCCUGGCUGGCAGGGGGUCAAAAAAAGGAUUAUGCCACAUUGGUGAGGCACAGUCAGGCUAAGAACAGAUCAUGUCAGUCACAGAGUCCAUUGAGCCUCCUUCUUGGCUGGGCCAACUGGAUUCUGAAGGUCAUUGGAUAGGUCACUCCUUUCCCCAAACAGGGAAAUCACUGGGCUUCAUCGCAGUCCUUGAUGAUUCGCAGCACUGAAGCUUUUGGCACUUCCAUACUGUUUACAUGUGGAAGCACUAACAUAGCAAAAGUGGGAAAUGAUUUUUUUCCUCUUGGCAACCACAGUGUCUUUUCAUGGAGAAAUAUGUUCCUUUCCAGGCUGACAGUGACACUACUAUUAGAUGUAGUAGGCCUUUUUGUCCUUCUUGACCAUGCUAAACCCUAAAUUCUGCUGUGUAGCAUCAGUAUCCAUAGCCACAGACACAGAAGUAUCUAGUUAGCAUUGUUCCAGUGACUUGCCUUUGUGCUGUUAGCGGAGAUGCUAAUGCUACUGCAUAUCUCCCUGCCACAGGGGUUUCUGUAAGAAGGUGGUUAAGUAAUAGCCCCUGAUAAGAUAACUCAAGAGUAGCUCUUUUCCAAAAUUCUAUGAAUCCAUUUUUAAAUGUACGUUUUUUUUUAUUGUGCUUCACAGUUACCGUAAUAACAAUAAAAACUGUCUUUGUUGUUUGAAUUUUGGUUAGGAAAAAAAAAACAGAUAACCCAGUUUCAAGAUUUGAACUAUAGGUUAUCUUAAAAUCAAAUUAAGAGAAUUCAAAUACCUCUGGGAAAGGAGCUCUUCAAGUAAACCUCUUAUUAGGCUCAUGGUGUCCUUGCAGACCCAAAGGGGCUCUACUAUCCAGCGAGAGGUUUACAGCUUCCUCCGAGUGAAACCCUACUCUGGCCACUGCCAGCCACUAUACUGCACCUCCUGUGUGGAGUAGACCCUGCAGCUCUAAUAAUACUUCUCCUGCUUCAGACGACCCACCGGCCCCUACAUCUCCACUCUUGUGCGUGUGUGUGUGUGAAAGUGUGUGUGAAAGUGUGAGUGUGAGCUUGUGCGUGUGCGUGUGCGUGUCAAGUGUGUCUGUGUCAUAGUUUUUUAUAGGAAAUGGAGGGAUGUGUUUGAAAAGGUAGGAAGAGGAAACGAUGGAGGGGUUGCUCUCUAGGCUGGAGUAAUCCAUGGGCUGGAGAAAUAAAAUAAAAAAAAACAGUUUACACGUUUCCAUGUCCUGUGUCUUCAAUUCAACACAUAUCAACUGUGAUGGCGUCAUUAAAUGCUGAGGUGAAAUAAUGACUGAGCCCUGAAGAAGGUUCCUAGACCGAAAGCUUGGCCAUGAAAAGGGUGAAAAAGGGAUUUAAGUGUGCAGACAUUUUUCAUGAACAGUUUUCGUUUUUGUUUGGCAUCUUUUAAUCGCGAGUGCAGCGUUUUAAUACAGAUGAGGUGUCAUGAUGCCAUGGUAAAGCACAGAUAUAAACUAAAGAAUAACAUUAAAAAGUCCCCACUCUGGCUUCAGUUCAGCCACAGACCCAACACACUUCCUGUCUUUCUUUGUAAACACGCAGCAGACGUUUCCUCUCCCA